Molecule: messenger RNA, 10178 nt
Organism: Toxotes jaculatrix (banded archerfish)
Lineage: Eukaryota; Metazoa; Chordata; Actinopteri; Toxotidae
Gene: cplane1
Product: ciliogenesis and planar polarity effector 1
Exons: 49
Coding region: 1-9783 (3260 amino acids)
Biological process (GO): cilium assembly
Cellular component (GO): ciliary transition zone
Molecular function (GO): protein binding
Source: RefSeq, a predicted model, not a curated record
AUGGAGCUAAAGUUGGAGGUUGUUUUGUCGUCCAGCAUCAAAAGGAAAAAACCGUGGCCGCGAUUCUGCUGGCUUGGCCAGGAGAAGGAGUCUGUGUUCCUGUUAGAUGACAAACGGAUCAGUGAGAUCAACAUGGUGUCUGGGCGCACCAAGAAGAGGACCCCUAAACUCCACCCUUUGCUUAACAGUGUGGUGAUAAUGGCUUCAUCCCACAAUGGAAUGUGGCUUUGUGGACUCUUGGUCUCUGGAGAGCUCUUUCUGUGGAACAGGGACAAAGAUUUGUUGAAGACUGCUGCAGCAGCCCCAGAAACAGAUCACAUAAUUACUUCUGCUCAAAGAAAUGCCACGCGGCUGUCUCUCCAGGUUUCAGGAGAUGGGAUGCGUGUGCUACUGGUAGCUAUAACAGGACAAGUCUUCCUGUGGGAAUGUGUGGAUGUCAAGGAUUUGAUGGGAGUACGAGAUGGCACAGUCAAGGGAAAAUGGGCACAUAUACAGCCCCUUGAGGAUACCAUGCUUCCUUCUUCACAGGACAAAGAAGCAUCCCAACACACAAUUUUUGUAAAGACAGAGGCAAUUGGUGAUGCCUGCUUAUCAGCCCUUGUUUUCACAUCUGGGAAGAAGCUAAUCGUUACCUGUCUGAAAAUUCAGUGGGAAGAGGGCCACAUGAGAGUGGGUUCUGUGGGAUAUAGCGUUCAGUGGGCCACCAAAACAUACCCCAUGUCUCGUCUCAGCCCACCCUGCCAACCAGUUAAGUCUAGAGGGGCCUUGGUACCAGCCUUCUCCCCAGAUGGCCGACUGUUAGCCAUCGUCCUGAAUCAAAGACAGCCAAAGGCUACACAGGUCCUCUAUGUGAGCACACAGAAUUUUGUCUCAGUUUCAAGUGACCUUGGAGGAUGUGGAAGUAAGAAAAUGGAGAUCCCCUCUAAAUACAUAAGGUCCUACUGGGUGGGCAGUGUGAGCUGGUCACCCAGUGGCCUUUUCCUGGCUUGUGUUCUCAAGAGAGGCUCCCUUCUUAUGUUGGCUCGCCUUGGGGAGCUUCUCUCUCUAACGAGCUCCGGUUGCAAUGUUGACUUUGGGCCUGCACACUUCCUACCCCUGCACCCUCUCGUCACGUACCGGCCACCAGUGUCUGCAGGAAGAGGGGAGGCCUCUCUGUCCAGUUCUAGCUUGUCUGUGCGGGAUGUUCUGAGGCAGAGAUAUUCUGUGACCUGGCAUCCACGGCUGUUGUAUCUCAUUGUGUCUGAUGGCUACAUGGCCACAGUAAUGAGGGUUCUAGAUAGGCCUUCUCCUGCCAUGUUGCUGAAAACACUUCUUAAGGACGCAACCAAGGAUCUCGAGAAGGCCAGCCGGAUACUGGAUAAAUCACAGAUCCACGUGAGGGCAUGGUUGGAGUCUGCAUCUUGCCUGAAUCUUGACAUCAGCCUCGAGGCGCUCAACCCUACUGUUACCUGUGGGCCCAACGCCACAGACUCUGUUUUGUCAGCAGCUACACAUGGAUCCACUUUGCCACUUUUCCUGCAGGACCAGGGGACGCUGGUUGGAACCAAGGAGCUUCUUGAAAAAGUACAGACUUUCUUUGAGGAUGACUCUGAUUUAGAUGGACCUCCUACUGGUUCUCAUGUCGAGGAUGGCGGUCGUUUGGAGUUUGCCUCAAUGUUUGACACACUCCAUGCCCUGGACACACGCACUGACACUGGACUUUUUACUGGUCCAGAUUAUGAUAAGGACUCUGAAACAGAGAGUAGGACUCCUCUUCUUCAUCGCGAACUUGGGAAAAUCCAGCGUAAGCUGCUAACAGCCUGGGCUUUUAGCAUGUCUCUAGGAAAUGCUGUGGAACACAGAUCUCGCCUGCUAAAGCAUAUGCUCUGUUGUGUGGUGCGAUUUGCUGCUUUGCUCCAUUUGAUCCCCAGCUCCAUGGCCCACACAGGAAAAAAGAAUGCCUCAGUGUCUACUUGCCUCCUUCAUCUAAUCAAGGCCCUACUAUCUUUUCUUCCUUGGGAUAGCACUCACUCACAUGGGCCAUGCUGCCUGGGGCUGGUGGUAGAGCUCAGUAAACGACUGGUACGCCUCCUGCUGAACCCUCACCCUGACUCCUAUCAGACUGGUCACUGUCAGCUAUCAUCUCAAAGUCUAUCCACCACUCUGCAUAUCUUGCAGUUGGUUUCUGAUUCUCUUGACCACACCUACAGCCUGCAGCAAAGAACUGUCUGGUCCUCUGCAGAGAAGGAAUCUAUUUCCCAGCCACUACAGCUCUGGUCUUCAGAUGUACACUAUGUGCAUAUGCUACAGGAUGAGAAAGAAAAGACACUCAGCUCACCACAUCAGGCACAGCCUGUUCCCCAGCGACCAUCCAGCAGAUUGUUUGGCGUGUGGCGGUGGAUGUACAAGAUCACCCAGCAGUAUCUCGUAGAACUGAAAAGCUUUAAAGGCUGUGAUGGCUGGGAGGAGGAACAGCAACAGUUGUCUGUCAUCAUGUCACAGAUCCAAACAGCUCUGCAGGCAACAGGAGAAAAGCUUGAGGAGGGUCCUGCACUGCUGAGUUACCCAGGUGAACAUCUUUUCCUGUGUGGCUUAUAUGCAAAAAGUGCUGAUGCUUGGCGGUCACAAAUUUGUGAAGAGAGUGACAAAAGUUGUGAUCGUAGGGUCUUCCAGGAGGCACGGCUUUGUCUGGCACUCCUAUACAGUCUCUUGUCCCAGUACCGUCUAAGGGAAGCCCAGGAGAUGGGGGACCACAUGGCACGCCUAAUACUUCACAGGGCUGGACACCAGAAGGACAACAUGACCUGCGUAACAGGAGAUGCUGUUCCUUUGCCGUGGCUCCCGAUGGACCUUCACAAUGACACAGCCUCUGCAGUGGUUCAGACCCUGGGGAGAUUCAUGGCGUCUUAUUUUGCCAACCAGCCCCUCCACAUCCCGCCCCCUCACAAUGUUGCUGUCCUGCCUCCACUACAUUUACCUAAUGCCCCCAGUGUCGGGCGCUUGGUGCCACUUUGCCAGGAGGAGGUGGCUACAGCAGUUCGACGACAGCAUCUGUCAGAAGUGUGGACAGUGGACUACGCCCUGGACCUGCUCCUGCUAGGGGGUCUGCUUCCUGAGGCUGUGUGGUUGGCUUACCAUCUCGGGGACUGGAAGACAGCAGUGUCUCUGAGUCUGGCCUAUACAAGCUACUGCACUGACCACUUCGACUUUGCUCGGCUGAGGAGGAGAGAGCUCCACCUCCCUGCAGUUUUGGAAGCAGAGAGCAUUUUUCAGGCUGAGUUGGAGUGUCUUCUUGGCAAUAACUCUGACUCCCAGGAGAACAGGGACGAGGAUGGUGAUAAGAGCUUUACAGACCCUUUGGAAGGAGAAGACUGGGAUUUAUUGCAGGUUUCCAUACAGGAGAUUCUGAAAGCGUCAGUCAUGGCUGGAGUGAAUGUUAUGUCUUCACCCUUGUCUUCCUUGCUGGACAAAGCCAAAGACUUGUGUUCCUGCCUGCCUAUGUUGGUGCCACAUGGACUGUAUCUACCUUCCCCACCUCUUUAUUGCCCCCAGCCUUCCCCCAAUACACAGGACCCACUAGGGACAACAGGGCAGUUGGCAGAACUUGCAUUACGCCACAAAGUGUCUGGGGUUCUCCAAAGAUUACUUUUACUUCUGAGAUCUGCUCGUUGUUGCCAUCCUGCUGCCGAGUGGUACAUCACCCAUUUGCGCCGUGCCAGACACCUACUACAUAAGAUCAGGAAGAAGUACUCAUAUCCAGCUGCUGCUGAAGAAGAGAGAGCUUUCCCAGAGGGCCUGAUGAAGUUGGUCACCCGCAGUGGUUUCUUCAGACGGGGGCCCAACAAGGACGGUCAUUUGGACCCUGAUACCAUCCAAACUAUUAUCUGUUUCAGGGAGUUGUGUGGUCUAUGUUGGAUGCUGCAUGUCAGGGACCAACUCUCCAUUUCCUGCAGGAAGUAUCAGGCUGCCAGACAGCGUGCAAGAGAUGAACAGAUCCCUGGUGAUUCAGAAAUGAGAUCUAGCUGUGUAGACGCUCUCAGCUGGGCCUGCCGAUUUCUCCCUUUCUCUUGCUUCCUCAAUGCUGAAGAAGUUCUCCAGGACAUACUUCUCAGCCUUGUGUCUGAACUACCUCCUGUCUCUUUGGUGGCAGACAUGCUAGUGCAAGCUUUCCCCGAGGAGGAAGAGUCUGUUAGAGUCCCUCUGAGAGAAAAGUAUAACUCACUGCUGCAGAGACUGAGGCAAUGCAAUGUCCUUGAAAGUGAAGAAGAGGAGGGGAAUGAGUUGAUGAUGAUUCUGAUUCAAGACAAACACAGGCAGAGGAGAAAACAUCUUGGGCGUUUGCGGAGGCACCUGGCCCCACCUGAACUCCAUCUGUGGGAGAAAGAGGAGGAGGAGGAGGACAGGGGAAGCAAACAUGGGAUGGCCAUGUUGAGGCAACUCUCACUGGGUACAAGUCUGAGCACUAGCACUUUAACUGACUGUGGAUUCCCUCCAGUGUGCAGUGAUGGAGACACAGCAGAGAAUACAUCUGAGGCUAUCUCCCCUGUGCAGCAUCGCCAGCCCAUAACCAAGGACAAAAAAGCAAAAAAAGUAAGAGACAGAGAAUAUGUGAAGAAGACUGUUGUAAAGAUCGAAAGUGCCAUUCAGGAGGAGACUCACCCAGAUGAUACCAAGAGAAAUGAGAAGUCCUCCCUACCAGUGGUUGGAACCUGGGAGUUUGAGCUGGAAGAUGAAGAGUAUUUAAACUUCCUGGAGCUCUUCCUCAGCUACGUGCUAGAGAAAGACAGUGCUGAUGGAGGGGACCCAGGCAGUGAACUUCCUUUGCUGAAGGGCUUCUCCUCCCAACUGAGGGAGAGAGAGUUGCAUUCUCUCACUUUUGAUGUGCUCACAACUAUUCAUCGGCGUCAAAGAGAUGGCCAUCAUCCCGGGAGAAAACCCUGGAGCAAUGACCCUCCAGUUUUCCGAGCUGGGUGCUGCUACAAGCCCAUUAAACAAAGUACAACACCUGAACCGCAAACGUCUUCCAUCUGGAGUGAAGCCCCCAUAUCCAGAACUAAUCUUUCUGUCAGCUCCCUUCCGGGGCUGAGAACUGGCAAGCAAAAAGGUUUGUUUGGUCUCCGACAGCAAAGCAAUGUGCCUUUAACCCAAAAAAUGAAAGGAGGCCACUCUGGUUCUGAAACUUGCUCUACUCAAAGUGCCUUUCCUGUGGGGCAGCCAUCAGAGAGCUUGAUAAUUGGCUCCUCAUCGUCUGUGGAAGCUGUGAUUGAACUGCAGCAAGGCCUGGACCCCAAAUUAGAUGCUCAGUUUCCAGAUCUGGGGAGGCUGCUGGAAUGGAUGGUACGCUGGGCUGAUAGGAGGGUGCUACUGGGACAUCAUGGCAAAAAGAAGAAAGAGAGGGGAGGAGGGGUUGGACAAACAGCUGAUGAAGGAGUAGUGAUACGUGUCAAAGCCUCAGCGCCUGCUGUCCUCACUUCCCUCAGCUUACUGGAGUGGAGGUACAGUGCUCUACUCGGCACAGACCUCUACAGUGCCCACAUCCAGGUUCCAGAAACACAUUGGACUGUAGCCCCUACGCUGCAACCUGAGGUGGACAGGAAUCUGGAGAGAGAGAGCAGUGUUGAUACAGGCUACCCUGGGUCAGCCAUCACUGGUCUUGAUCACAAUCAACAGCAAGGAGAGCAGUCCAUUGGUUCAUAUACAGAUGAACCAGAGGAACUGACAUGUCACAGGAGGCCUGAUGAGCAGGAUCAACUGACUUGUGAUGCUCAGCAGAGACAGUUCAGUUCACAAAAUCCAUCUCUCGAUGACUUAGAUGUUACACCUGAAAAAGAAGGCAAAAGUAGUGACAGUGAGGGAUUGGAAAUGUCAUCCUCUGUUUCCCAUGGAAACAUCUGCACACCUGAAACGAGUUUAAGGCUUGCAGACCUGGACUUUUCAGAGGAUAUUUCCAGCUCGACCUCUCUAAGUCUACAAGCUCCUCCACACCCACAGCCCCAAGCUCUUCCUACUGUCCAGCCUGAGGCCUCGGUUCAUGCAGAGCUUCCUGAUUCAACUGGAGGGCUGCUCCCCAAUACACCUGUAGAUCCUCCAAGCCUUCAGCCACAAAGCUCCACAGCUGGUGGACCUACUGCUGUUUUUACAGCUCCCAAUCAGCCGUCGUCCUCUCAUACUCCACCAAUGAGACAGCGACUGGGUGAAGACUUAUUUAGACUGGUUCAGAAUAUUAACUACAUGAGCCUGAUGGAAGUUUUAGGAGCUUCAUUUUCCAACCUGCAACUUGCCCAGCAGAGCUCUUCUUUGGCUCAGUCUAACAUGGACUCCUCACACCCUAAUGUGCCAUCAUCUUAUGCAACCAGUUUCAUCCCUCGCCCCAAUGCCUUGCCUGUUCAAACCACCAUUUCUGUGCCAAGUUCAGGAUCCAACAACCCUCACUUCAGUCAGGCCACUGCAUGCAUGUUUGCAGACCAGCCGGCUGUACAGUGCUCAGGGAAAACCUUUCCGACAGAUUGCCAGCAUCAAAUCACCAGGAAAAUACCCUCCACUGCCAGUGGUGCAGGUGUAAAUUAUCAGGAAAUGCAGCCACUCUCUGUCCAGGCAGAGUCACCUGAAAACCAGGUUAGACAGAGCAGGAGGUUAAUCCCAUCCUCCCAGGGACUCCUGGCCACUACUGACAUCAGCCACGCUGUCCUGAGUGCUCCUGUGCUCCUGCCUUCUGAUGGCAUACAAAAUGACCCUGCUCCCCAGGUCUUGGGCCUGAAGUUACUUCAGCUCCACCGUCCUCCAUUGCCCCAACAGAGUGCCCCGCCCUAUCCUCCAGCCCAAGUGUCCCACACGCUGCUCACUGCAAACCCUGCAACUCUAGAAUCCAAUCAGCCCAAGCUUAAACACAGUCACCAAGGUGCCGCAAAGAGGGCAGAAGAAGAAAAUAGAAAUAGGUCUUCCGUUCCAAGAAGACAACUCAGUUUUAAUCGUCCAUAUGAUGCAGCUCCCAGGAGCUCUCAACCUCAGAUUCAGACAUCAGAGAGGUCCAGGGGACAGGAGUUUUCAUUACUUCCUCCUUCUUUAACAGCUCACACACCUGCACCAAUGCAGGGCCUUCGCCUGCUGCACUGUCAGCCUGUUCAACACAGCAACAUAACGUUCCCUAAACUACCCUCACCAUCUUCUUCUAGGCCAUUCACUGUCUUUGCAGCUCCAAUUGGAGAAACACCUGUGAUCAAGCUUCUACAUAUAGAGUCUCGACCAAAAAUGAUUUUGCCCCAGGCAGCUCCUUCGACCCAAAUGACCCGUCUCAUCUCCAUGGAGGAGUUGGCAAGUUCAGUGAUUGGGAAGCAAAACACUGAAGAGGCUCGACUGCAGCUGCUCAGAGCAGACCCACCUACUGAAAGCAGUAGACCAGCUACCACUUCUCCCAGCUCUAACUCCAGCAAGAGGCAGAAGAGGAGAGAGGAGAAGGCGGGGAGGGCAAGAAAAGCAGAGGUCACAUUCAGACCAAAUGAGUCCAUCAUUCCUAUGCAAGAGCCAACAGAUGAGCCGGUAAAUGAAAAGCCUACAGUUGCAGAGGAGAUCACCCCUGGACAUGACUUUGCCAUUCCUCUUGGAUCCUUUGACUCUUUGCUAACUGGUGAGAGAUUAUUGGACAAGGCCAUGUCCACUUCAGCUGAGCUCCAUGCCUUUGCUUCCACGUGUAAAAGACCCCCAGAGUGCCAUGAUGCUUUCACCAACACAGAUCCAGCUUGUCCUCCCACACUUGUGGAUAAAGCCGUGUCUGCCUCUGAGACUACUUGUAGCCCUAAAUCACAAAGUUCACAGAAUUUCCAGAUUUGCAAUGAACAUCCUGUUCGAGAGACAGAGGAGACCCCAAAGAAACCAGAGAGGAUUCUGGAUCUGCAUGGUCGGCAGUUCAUAAGUGUCUUGGAUCUAGAAGACAAAGCACUACACCAUGAUUUGCCGCUGUGUCUCAGCCCAGGAGCACAGGACGUUCCUUCCAUCCGCCCUCCUUCACCCACUUCUGCUCAGCUACAUGUUCUUGCAACUUCUGUUAUUAGGAGCGCUGAUGCUGCUGCUGCUCCUACUGAUCCACAACCCUCAAUCACAAUUACAGAUAAUCUCCUGAAACCCACCACUCACCCAGAUAUCCCUGAGGAUUCUCCAUUACGCAGCUACAUGGAGCCCAGUACAGAUCCAGAGAGAAUCACUCCACAAGACAUGGCAGAUCCAUCUGACUCUGAGAUCUGUCAAGCCAUAAGGACGCAGAGUGUUGGACCUCACAGAGCCUCCUCCUCACCUCCUGCAGUCUGGUUCUCCUCUCGCCUGUCAGAGCUGGAUGCCCAGUUGGCUGCUCUACAGAACAUUGCAGACCAUCUGGAGAUGGACUUUUCCAACUCUAGGAUGCUGGUGAACACCAUCGAAAAUCUCACCCCAGUCUUGGCUCCUGCUGUGAAGAGCACCACAGGAAUAAAAAAAACUGUUAGACUGUCUGUCCCACGGGAAGCAUGGACACAACAAUCUGACAUUGUAACUGACCCGAGUACCUGUAAAGAGGAAGAGGAAAAUCAGGAAGACAAAUAUGUGGUUCAUAGUGACUCCUGCACUCCUGAAAGAAAACCUUUCAUGCCUUCUCACAGUCACAGAGCUGGUCCUUCCUGCCUUCACACCCCUCCAAAAAUGAAAGAUCAGUUGACUGAAGCAUCUGGAAUAUCUCUUGUAUGGGAAGAUGAGAAUCUGGGUCAGACUGGGCUAUCAGAUACAGCAGAGAUCUUAGACGAGUUGGUAAAGGAAGGGUAUUUAUCUCCGACUGACCUGGAUUUGUCCACUUCACAGACUGCACACCAUAGCAGCAGGCUGGAUCAGCAACAAAGUAGCUGGAUGUCACAGAAAAGUGUUCUUCCAGAGGAUGAGAGGAGAGAACUGAGAAUCUGGAUGAGAAGGAAACAGAGGGAAAGACUGGCUGUUUAUCAAAAACACAGAGAAAGCCUCAGGGAGAGCGAACAUAAACCUUUCUCUGCCUCUGGAAAAAUGAAAUCAACAAACAAAAAUCGAGCACCCAACUGGAGAACCAGAGAGGAAAAAGAAAAGCUCAUGCUUCUGGAGCAAUACAACCAGAGGACCCGUGACGCUUGUUCUCUGGUCACUGGCUGCUCCACCACUCCUCCGAUCAUACGCAGUUCUUCACAGCCUGAACGUCCUCCAUUGCCCUCCACCUCCACUCCACCACCUGGCAGCACUUACAGGGUUCACAGUGCGCUUGCCACUGAUAAAAGAAGUCUUAAGUCCCAGUCAGGGCAAAUUCAGCCCCACCUUCACCCAUGGACUGCUGAAGUGCAGGCACGGCCUUCAGAGGAUCACCACAAGAGACUGGGACUACAUAGACCAGUUUCCUCUCUGCCAAGGGACCGUCUGUCUCAGGUGACCAGACGUGGAAUGCUCACUGACACAAAGAGCCACACUAAACUGAUCAGAGCUAACCAGAGUGACGAACAGCAUGUCGGCUACCAGAGAAAGAUGCAGUUGAACAAAAGUCCUUCAGGAGGGACUGCUGUAAGGAGAGGAGUCCAGAGGGAGCAGACAAAGACAGAAGACAGAGAAGAGGUGAACCUUUGGGAGCCCACCUCAGAACUGAAUAGGCUUUUGGGCCUAGAUGAGUCAGAGUCUAAUAUAGGUUCGGCCACGCAGGAAGAUGGUGCCAGUGCUGGUGUGUCAUGGAUGGACUGGCUGGACAACCUGUCUGAGAGUGCCAGCAGCAGCCUUAGCAAAAUUGACUGGGCUGCUAUUGAGAGGAUGGUUGCUGCAGAGGAAGCUUGAGCUUGAGUGUCAUGUUGACAGUGACAUGUUAACAAUAAAGUAGAUGGUAUAUUACUGAAAAAAAACUUCCAAGAGUUUAUGUUUCUAUUAAAUACUAUACUAUAAAUCAGAAACAUAAACUGUGAUAAUAGAUAUUAUCAUUUAGAUAUGUUUAAUAAAUAAGAUAUGAUCUGUUGUGAUAUUAAAUGUCAAGACAGAUUGAUUUUUAUUUGAAAAGUACACCUACAAUAAAUUAUACGUUAUGUGAUAUAAUCACUUUCAUUUUCUCAUAUACUAUUUAUAAUAGAAAAUAUGUCUUGACAUCUGCAGUGAUGUCCUCUUCUUGAAAAUGUAGGUUUGUGCUAUUUGUGUAUGUGCUAAGUUUUCUAGAUUUAUAAUUUAUUUUUCUAGAGUUG